AUUUUAUCUACCAAACGCUCUCUUGUAGCGUUGCUUCUCUUUCCUGUUACUCAUCCUCAAAGGUCAUAGAAGUGUGACUACUCACUAUCUUUCUCUGCAGUCAGUGACUCAUCAUUAGCAUAUCUUAGCUGCCAUGUCAAGUGCUCAGUGUUUUGAGAACCCACCUAACCUGAACUCAGGUAUCCACGGAGCAGGGACUGUCCUUGAACUUGGAGGACUUAAAUACUAUGUCACUGGACCUCAUGAUUCCAAAUUGGCACUCAUCCUUAUUUCUGAUGUAUUUGGUUAUGAAUCACCAAAUCUAAGGAAACUUGCGGACAAAGUAGCUGCAACUGGAUUCUUGGUUGUUGUUCCUGAUCUUCUGUAUAGCGACCCCUUUGAUAUGGAUAAUCCUCAAUUCGAUCGAGUUUCAUGGCUAAAUGCUCAUGGAGCGGAUAAGGCGUGUGAAGACACCAAACCUCUAAUUGCUGCUCUAAAGAGUAAAGGUGUCACAGCCAUAGGGGCUGCAGGUUUCUGCUGGGGAGGGAUGGUGGUUCUUAAAUUGGCAAUUACCCGUGACAUUCAGGCCGGAGUUAUUCUGCAUCCUGCUCCAUUCAUAGACAAUGAAGUUAAUGAGGUCAAGGUUCCUAUUGCUAUAUUGGGAGCUGAAUUUGACAUUUAUUUUCCACCAGAAAGGUUGAAACAAAUUGAAGAGAUGUUGUCUGUAAGAGCAGAGUUUGAAAGCUUUGUGAAGCUAUACCCUGGUGUUGGCCAUGGAUGGACUGUGCGGUACAAUGUUGAUGAUGAAGCAGCUGUUAAGAGUGCAGAAGAGGCCCAUCAGGACAUGUUGAAUUGGUUUAUCAAGCAUGUCAAGUGAAGAUUGUUUUCACCACCAGAAGAUGCCUCCUGUUAUUGAAAUCAAGUUGACAGAAAAUCUAGUUUUUAUUGAGAGAUGGUUAAUGCAUAAGUCUUGGAUUAAACGGCAUUUCUUGACCGUGGCUUGUAAGUUCACUCUUUAAUUUUUUAUGUUCGAUAUAUUAAAGGGAGUAAGUAGUAUUAGCUACAGAUAGUUUCAAGAAUAGAAUAUCCCGAAGAAUAAUCAGUACCGUAUAGUGUUUCAAGAAUGAAUAUCCCGAAGAAUAAUCAGUAAGUUUACUCUUGUCUUUAUGUUUCGUGCUGUAAUGAUUAGGUAAUAAUGUUUAGGUUUGUCCCUUCACCUUAAUUUAUGUCCUUUUUAUUAAUA
Molecule: messenger RNA, 1222 nt
Organism: Gastrolobium bilobum
Lineage: Eukaryota; Viridiplantae; Streptophyta; Magnoliopsida; Fabales; Fabaceae
Product: endo-1,3;1,4-beta-D-glucanase-like
Exons: 7
Coding region: 134-856 (240 amino acids)
Molecular function (GO): hydrolase activity
Source: RefSeq, a predicted model, not a curated record